GGAAUCAGCUGUCUCCUUCGUUCAAGUGAAGUUUUGGUCGUCUGCUAUAAGUACUUUCUUUCCAAUAUUGAUAAAUAUAUUAGUUUUAAUUCAACUAGUCUUCUAAUCUAAAUGACAAUUUUUUAUCGAUUAAAAACAAAUCUAGUGGAGUUGUAAAAUAUUUUGAGUUCUACUAAAACCUUUGUUUAGUUGUAAAUCCAUGUUUCAAAUGUGAGAAGUUGAGGUUAGCUACUCGCUAAUGUCGGUCUGAGCUAUUAUUUUGUAAUAUUGUUAUAUUUCUUUGAUGUACCUGUUGCAAUUCAAUUAAUACAAAUAUUGUAGAAAGAACUGAAGUAUGGACAGUGUAAAAUAAAACUCCUAAUUAUUGUUUCAAUUGUUCCUAUCCUUCUUAUAAAUCAUGGUACUUCACGCAUUUCCCCUCGCCAAACUCGGCGCAUUACUUUUGAGACAAGUUAGUAAACCAAUAGCAAACUUUUUGAAGGAAAGAGCAAAGCAGCAUCCAUUCUUCAGAACUUAUCUUCUUAUGCCGCCAGCACAAUUCUAUAACUGGUGCGAGGUGAAGAUGAAGAUGUGGGUGCUGAACCUGGGCAAACCUGUACAGGUGCCCCCCCUCAACGAAGCCAUGGCCAUAGAUCUGGGCGCCAAUGUCCUCGGGGAGGGCAUUGUCUUCAUAGUCGCCGCUGGCAUUGUCGGAUAUGAGUAUAACCGACAGGUCCGUAAAGAGGCCGCCAAAGAGGCUGCUCGCAAGGAAGAAAUGAGUGUACUGAACUACACCAUCCAAGAACUCUACUUCCAAAUAGAACAACAGUCGGCACAACUCAGAGAACUCCACAGAACCGUUCACAGUCUGGAGGGCAAGGCGCUCCAAAAACCAUGGAAGUUCAUCUCCUCCAAGGAGGGGGAUGAUACAUCCAAACCACCCCCAAAACCCCCUACUAGUCCGCCUAUAACACCCAUUAGUAGUCCGAUUAGUAGUCCGACUAGCGGUCCGAUUAGCAGUCCACCCGCACCCCAAAUCAUAGACAACAAACAUAGCCAUUCUCAUCAUCAUCACUACGAUCAUGCCACAUAUGAAACGGUUCCUAUGCAUUUGGAGCAUAUUAAUAGAGUAGUGGUCGAUGAACCAGGUGUAAUUUUGAAUGCAGUUUCCUAUCUGACUAACGACAUAUUCAAUUUCAAAAACGAUUACUUCAGGGUUAUACAUUUGCAAGAUGAACGUUAGGGUUAGAUGUUGUUGAAUUUUCAGUUUCUAUGCAGUCUAUUGGUUGAUAGAAUUUCUUUACCUCCACAGCUACUCAGAAAAUUUAUAGGAUUUUAAUAGUUACGGUACCGUACUGUAUCUCCAUAACUACUCAGAAAGAUUUAUAUGAAUUUCAAUAGUUACUGUACUGUAUUUCUUGAAACAUAAUAUCAUGAGGAUAUCACGAAAAUGAAUUCCAUACAGACUAUCUCUGUAAGAAAUUUUCAAUUUGAAAAACGAAAGCUUCACUGUUAUAGAUUUGGAAUAUGAUUGCUAGGUUCAGAUGUUGAAUUUUCAGUUUCUAUGCAGUCUAUUUUUUGAUAGGAAUUUCAAUAUGUGUAGAAACAUAAUUUGAGGAUUUCAGGACAAUGGAAUUCAAUAUAGGAAACCCAUUCAAUAUUGUCUUAUUCAAUAUUGUAAGACAUUUUCAAUUUGAAAAACGAAAACUUAACUGUUAUAGAUUUGGAAUAUGAUUGCUAGGUUCAGAUGUUGAAUUUUCAGUUUCUAUGCAGUCUAUUUUUUGAUAGGAAUUUCAAUAUGUGUAGAAACAUAAUUUGAGGAUUUCAGGACAAUGGAAUUCGAUAUAGGCAACCCAUUCAAUAGGUAAGACAUUUUCAAUUUGAAAAACGAUAACUCAAGAGUUAUAGAUUCGGAAUAUGAUUGCUAGGUUUACAUGUUGUCGAAUUUUCAGUUUCUAUGCAGUCUAUUUUUUUGAUAGGAAUUUCAAUAUGUGUAGAAACAUAAUGUGAGGAUUUCAGGACGAUGGAAUUCGAUAUAGGCAACUCAUUCAAUAUGUAAGACAUUUUCAAUUU
Messenger RNA from Nilaparvata lugens (brown planthopper), 2052 nucleotides. RefSeq names its product putative OPA3-like protein CG13603. Gene Ontology annotation, cellular component: mitochondrion. NCBI's taxonomy places the organism in Eukaryota, Metazoa, Arthropoda, Insecta, Hemiptera, Delphacidae. Gene Ontology annotation, biological process: regulation of lipid metabolic process. Bases 398 to 1222 code for a protein of 274 amino acids. The record is from RefSeq and is a predicted model, not a curated record. The transcript is spliced from 3 exons.